AUGGGAAACGUACCAGCUAAGGAAUCAAGGAGCAGAUCAAACUCAUCGGCGUCUUUCCAAUCGGUGAAUGGGUCUAACACGUAUAAUACAUCCUCGUCCACUUACUCCGCCGGUGGUAACGGUGGUAGUGCUGGUACGGGUACGGGUACGGGUACUAAUCGCGGGUCAAGACACCGCAGAAACACCAGCUCGGCUUUAUACGGAGUAGUCACUGGAGGCCAAAACCAUCAUGGUCAUGGUCGCCAUCAGAGAUCCGCGUCUUCUGACUUGAGAAAGCAAAAAAGACAAGAGGAGAAGGACCAGAAACUUUAUCAUCACUACCUGAAUCUAAUAGUCAGACACGAAGAAAAUGUUGAUGGUGGCUACUUGGCCCCCUUUGGCACCUACAAGUCGAAUCUUGAUUACGACGUAGAUAUUGUUCGUUCUUUAAUCGUCAACAGAGAGCUUUCGCCAUUCUUUACACCAUUGCAGGACUUUGAUGAAAGCUGGACUGAUGAAGAGCUUUGCAUCCUCUUGUCGCAAUUGACCUUGCACGCCUUGGAGGAGCCAACAGGUUUACUAGACGAUGAAUACGAGGAGGAUGAUUUGGACAACCACAAGAUUCACAAAAGUUCAAAUUACUACAAAAGGCAAGAAGAAAAAGCCAAAUUAAAACUGUUGAUUUUGAAAAUGAAGGAGUUGCAAAAAGAAGAGGAGAACAAGUAUUUGAUGCACAAGAAGAUGUCCAACAAUACCAAUACCAAUAAUAAUGGUGGUAGUAGUAAUAAUAAUUACAAUUACAAUUACAAUCACAAUGGCAAACUACAGUGUCCAAGCAAUGACCUAUACCUAAAAUUAUAUCGGAAUGCAACAGAAUGCCCAAUUUGUUUCUUGUACUAUCCACGCCAUUUAAAUGUUUCGAGGUGUUGCUUACAGCCAAUUUGUACCGAAUGUUUUGUCCAAAUUAAAAGAUUGGACCCACACCCACCACACGAUGAUCCCUCAAAUCAGCAAGCGGGUGAGCAACCUCAUUCAUUAAUAUCCGAGCCUGCAAGCUGUCCGUACUGUGCAAUGCCUGAUUUCGGUGUAACAUAUGAGCCUCCACUUGAUAUUCAUACGGGUAUCAACGGCCAACCUCCCGGCGAAUACAAAACCGUGAAUUCAAUUUUGGAAGAUGAAGAUGAAGAUGGAAAUGGAAGUGGAAAUGGAAGUGGAAGUGGAAAUAAAUCAGAGUCAGCGGUUGUUGAUGAUGAUUCGUUUAGCCCCAGCCCCGUGAGAAACCAUGUUGGUUCCCCUACAUCCCCACCUCCAGUGAAUGCGACAAUGAAGACGCAGUUGCUAAGAAAAAAGGGCAGUGGAGGAGGACUAGUAAGCGGUAGUGGUGAUGGUAAUAGAGGGAAAAGAAGAAGAAGUUCGGUAGCGGCGAAUGCACCGGGAGUCAUAACCAUAGAUAUGAUUCGACCAGAUUGGGAGGCAAACUUACAAUCAGCGCGUAGUAAACUUGCUAGAAAAGCAGCUACUGCGACUGCAAUCCAUGCAAGUAAUCUUAUAAUCGAUGGAUCCAACGGACAGAAUGGUGGUGGUGGUGGUGCUAGUAGCAGCAGUAAUGGAAGAGCCAGGUCCAGUACAUCUGGCUCAGGCGCAAAUGAUGGUUUUUCCAUUGUGGAGCAGAGAAUGAUUGAAGAAGCUAUGAGAUUGUCUUUAUUGGAUGAAGAAGAACGCAAAAGGAAAGCUGAAAGGAAAACAAAAAAGUAA
Messenger RNA from Lodderomyces elongisporus, 1734 nucleotides. RefSeq names its product Sip5p (gene SIP5). The record is from RefSeq and is a predicted model, not a curated record. Gene Ontology annotation, cellular component: cytoplasm. The transcript has a single exon. NCBI's taxonomy places the organism in Eukaryota, Fungi, Ascomycota, Pichiomycetes, Serinales, Debaryomycetaceae. Bases 1 to 1734 code for a protein of 577 amino acids.